AGUUGGUCAUGCCAAAUAUCAAUGACGUCAGUGGCAAUCUGGCAAUCAGUGAUCCCGCUCUCGAACCACGUGAAUUAGAAAGUUUAAGUUGUGAAUAAAACUCUUUGGUUGUAAUUUUAAAAAUGUCUAAUGAUUUGUCAAAGGAUGAAUUAUUAUCAUUAAUAAUUAAAUGUACUAAUUUUGCUGCUAAAAAACACAAAAACCAGAGACGACAUGAUUUAGAACAAACUCCAUAUAUAAAUCAUCCAAUAGGGGUUGCCAGUAUUUUAACUGAAGAAGGUAAAGUUUAUGAUCCAAAUGUUAUUGUAGCAGCAUUAUUGCACGAUACUGUUGAAGAUACUGAAACAACAAUGGAAGAAAUAGAGCGUGAAUUUGGUGAAAAAAUUAAGUCAAUAGUAUCAGAAGUAACUGAUGACAAAUCACUGCCUAGUCAAGAGCGUAAACGUCUACAGGUUGUCCACACACCCCACAUAAGUCAUGAAGCUAAACUUGUUAAACUAGCCGACAAAAUUUACAACCUCCGAGAUCUCCAGAGAUCAACGCCAGUCGGGUGGACUACCACUCGUGUCUAUAAUUAUUUUCAGUGGUCUAAGCAAGUUAUUCAAGGAUGCCGAGGAACAAAUGAAAGAUUGGAGACGAUAUUUGAUGGGAUAGUUGCUCAACAACCUAAAAUAAAUGGGUGAUCCUGGUGAUUCAUGGUGAUCAUGAUGAUGAAAAAACAAAUAAAAUAAAAAAGACUACUCUGAGCUUAUCUGGUAAAUUUUUCG
Microplitis demolitor is the source of this 767-nucleotide messenger RNA. RefSeq names its product guanosine-3',5'-bis(diphosphate) 3'-pyrophosphohydrolase MESH1 (gene Mesh1). Lineage: Eukaryota; Metazoa; Arthropoda; Insecta; Hymenoptera; Braconidae. Gene Ontology annotation, molecular function: guanosine-3',5'-bis(diphosphate) 3'-diphosphatase activity. Bases 123 to 683 code for a protein of 186 amino acids. The transcript has 4 exons. The record is from RefSeq and is a predicted model, not a curated record.